Messenger RNA from Aplosporella prunicola CBS 121167, 1374 nucleotides. RefSeq lists its product as uncharacterized. The record is from RefSeq and is a predicted model, not a curated record. Bases 1 to 1374 code for a protein of 457 amino acids. Lineage: Eukaryota; Fungi; Ascomycota; Dothideomycetes; Botryosphaeriales; Aplosporellaceae. The transcript is spliced from 3 exons.
AUGUCGCACCAGGAUAACUACAGCACGUUAGAAGUGGAUACCAGCGCCGAACUGCCACAGGUCAAACCCACUGAUAAUCCACCACAAGCUCUUCCCAAGGAUGCUCUUCCUGAGGUAGCGGCUCCAAGCGAGGCAAAAUCUAGGUCAGCGGAGGCCGCAACGAUAUGCGGUCUGCGCAAAGCCAUCUUUUGGGCCUCAGUGAUUACCGCGGCUCUAGUAGUCAUCGGAAUUUCCGUGGGAGUCGGGGUCGGCGUUAGUGUAACUCGACACAGAAACUCCAAUGCGGGAAACAACUCAAUUACUCAAGACAACAUAUCCGGUCGUCCUGCGCCAUUCUCACGAAUCUCAGCCUCUAACUACACUGACAAACAAGGUCUUGAACAUGUACAUGUAUACUUUCAAGACAGCUGCCUUAACAUCUGGAUGGCUGAUCGGGAAGUGCGCAAGGACGAGUGGGAUUUGUCUCCUGUCAACACAACCGGGAUGGCCCCCCGAAAGGGCACACCUAUCGCUGCUUUUGAUUCGGUCGACCGUAUGAAUACUGAUUUUCAUCUCGACUUCUCCUCCAGCAACAACAAAAUUCGCAACAUCUGGGCUGCAGACCGGGGGAGCUCUGCCUGGGAGAUAGCCUCUGCUCCCGACGACACAUGGGAAAUUACGGAGAAUUCGGGCCUUGCGGCAUACGACACACAGUGCUACACUUACUGUGAGGACCAAAACGAGGCCUGUUUUAAUUGCACAAUUAUUACGAUUUACGUUUUCCAAUCACCAGUCAGGGACAAUCAGACCGCUGUCGCAUAUCCCUAUAAUAAUGCUGUAUACUUUGGUACAUACCUGCCAGACGGUGUUGGCCCGGACGACGGCACAUCAUACGCGCUCGUUCCCAUCCAACCUAUCGCCACAUUAGGUGACAAGGAGCCGAACGUGGCGCUAUACCUCAGCGCACAAGGGAGAUUGAGCGAGCUUUUCUUUGCAAAAAACAAUAGGCCCCAAUGGAAAGAUUCAAAUCUAAACCUAAACAUGUCUAUCCCCACCGGAAGCCAAAUUGCAGCCAUGUCAUAUACCCAAAACUCAUUGCGAUACGGCCAAGUCAUCUUAACCAAAGAAGACGGCGGUGUCAUGAUGGCGUAUUUGGAUGGCUUUCCGGCAAAUGAUUGGACCUCAGUCACAUCCGUAGACGGAAUGGAGAACGUGAUAGCACUCUCCCCAAUCACUGCAACCCAGUCCGGCCAGGUAUACGCGCUGGAACGCGAUGAGGACAGAGUACACAUUGUGGAGUUUAAUCGGACAUCGGUUACCGGAAUGCUUACCGGAAUGCCUACGUUUGAACGUCUAGGGCCUAUAAAAAUCCCAGAGAGUACUACUCCAUGCUGA